AUUUAUGAGUACCUAAAUAUUUUUGUUUUCCAUUUAUUUUUGUUUACAUAUUCUUGAGGUUUUGUCGUUGUUUGAAGCAUUAGAUAAAUCAGUAUAUAUUUUCAUGACCGAAGUGAUCAUUUAUGCUUGCUACUGAUUCGUUUUUAGUAAUGACGUCAUUAGCUUUAAAAAUGAAACGAAUCCAUUUUAAAGCCUCAAAGUUAAACUAAUUGGCAUGUCAAAAGUUAUUGUUGUGUGUAGUGUGUGAGCUGUGGUAGUGUGGCUGAAAUCUAAUUGAUUUCUUGCCAUUUUCUAGACAAUUUGUGGCAGUUGUGACUGUCGCUCUGCGUUGUGAUAACUUCAAAGUCUAGUCAAACUCUAAGCAUAAUGGCAGCCCUGCGCCAGACCCCCUUGACCUGCAGUGGGCACACUAGGCCAGUUGUUGACCUGGAUUUCAGCAGUAUUACCCCUGAGGGAUAUUUUAUGGUCUCUGCAUGUAAAGAUGGAAAGCCAAUGCUGCGCCAGGGCGACACCGGUGACUGGGUCGGCACAUUUGAGGGCCACAAAGGUGCAGUCUGGGGUGUGGCGCUCAACUCAGAUGCUAGCCGUGUGGCUACUGGAGCUGCUGACUUCACAGCAAAACUCUGGGAUGCCCAAACUGGCUCAGAGAUGCAGGGCUUCCAGCACAAGCACAUUGUGAAGGCGGUGGACUUUUCGCCAGACUCCUCCCUCCUUCUCACUGGCAGCAAUGAGAAGAUCUUGCGCAUCUUCGACCUGGCCAAGCCAGACAGUGACCCUCAGAUGUUCACUGGUCACACUUCCAACAUCAAGAAGGUGAUGUUCCUGCCCGGUGGUGAUACGAUCCUCAGUGCCAGUGACGACAAGAGCGUACGCGUCUGGGACCGACGCACCGGUCAGGUGGCUCGCUCUGUGGAGCUGCCGGCCAUGCCGACUGACGUCGAGGUCCACUCGGACGGCUCCACUCUCACCGUCACUCACGGCAAGACCGUCAGCUUCCGCUCCAUUGAGAGCCUGGACGAAGUGCGUGUCUACACAGCACCCACCCAGCUGUUCUCUGCCUCCCUGCACCCGUCCAAGUCUGUCUACGUGUGUGGAGGAGACGACUUCAUCAUGUACAAGUUCGACUACGCCACUGGCGCAGAAAUUGAAGCCUGCAAGGGCCACUUCGGACCGGUGCAUAUCGUACGGUUCAGCCCUGAUGGUGAGCUGUACGCGUCUGGCUCGGAAGACGGCACCCUCCGUCUGUGGCAGACCACCGUCGGCAAGACCUACGGUCUCUGGAAGUGUGUCGAGGCCACCAUCGAAGGCAAGCAGGAACAGACGGCUGCGUAACUGGUGAUGAUGACAGAGAAUGUACUAGGAAGGAUGGAGGAGCGAAGAGAGGCUAAGGCAAGGCAGGGGGAGCGCUUGGUCACACGAUAGCGGAUUCCGAGCAGCCCGCUGCUGCGGAUCUUGAGUCCCGAGUACUGGCUGUUCAGUACGCGGUUCUUUUGCACGUACCGCGACUGCCACACGGCCUUGCUCUUGCCUCUUCCGCACGGAAGCUAGGUCAGUGGCGCCAAGCGGCAAAAACGCUGGGGCUGGUUAAGCUCCCGCGGUUUAUCAGGUCCCCGAACAGUAUUUGGUCCGGGUGAGGGAGGCCCUCCCUUUGCGUCGACGAACCCCGGUGGCGGUGCAACUUGCGGCGAGGCUAAGCCAACCGCUGAAAGACAGCGCUCAGUGGCGCCAUCUAUCACGAAUAGUGCUCAGUGGCGCCACCUAUCUCGUAAUAAAGCGUUGAGCAGCGCCACCUAUUUCGUAGAGCUAUAGUUGCGGCGACACGUCUGCUGAGCAGGUAAAGACGUGCUGGUGCUUGGCUAUUUUUGUACUGUUAAGUCCGAAAUGUCGACUAGCGACAGCCGGAGAUAUAUGAUAUUGAUGGACGCGAUGCGUCACUGGUUCUGGUGUAAUACAGUGGUUCAGGUG
Amphibalanus amphitrite is the source of this 1965-nucleotide messenger RNA. It is a transcript of the gene wmd, whose product is annotated as serine-threonine kinase receptor-associated protein-like. NCBI's taxonomy places the organism in Eukaryota, Metazoa, Arthropoda, Thecostraca, Balanomorpha, Balanidae. Gene Ontology annotation, molecular function: RNA binding; protein binding. Gene Ontology annotation, biological process: spliceosomal snRNP assembly. The coding region runs from base 367 to 1332 and encodes 321 amino acids. Gene Ontology annotation, cellular component: SMN complex. The record is from RefSeq and is a predicted model, not a curated record. The transcript is spliced from 7 exons.